Effrenium voratum is the source of this 1275-nucleotide messenger RNA. The record is from the annotation of a GenBank genome assembly. NCBI's taxonomy places the organism in Eukaryota, Dinophyceae, Suessiales, Symbiodiniaceae.
AUGGCAGAUGCUGAACUGCUUCAGCGAGCAGAGCGCUUGCGCUUGCAAGCCACCGAGCUGGUUUUGAAGAAAUGCGUGGCUACAAGUGCUGAGGAGGUGGAUGUACCUGUUCUGGAGGCUGCUGUGCAAGACGCGCGCCAGCUAGAAAGAGUGGAUGAAGAGCUGUUGGCAUCUGCCGAAGAAAUGCUUGCGAUUGCACAAGCAGUUGGCCUCACAGAGAAGCCAGAAGUGCUGAAAGAGCGUCUCUUCAAUGCAGUGAAUGAUGGUGACCUUGCAGUUGCUGUCGCAUGCUUGGAGGCCAAUGCUGGAACCGCAGUGCAGCUUCAGAUAGACGUCAUGGAUGAGGAUGGAAAUACUGCUCUCUCUGAAGCAGCAUGUUACGGAGAAGUUGAGCUGGUUGAAUUUUUCUUGUCCAAGGGAGCUCAUCCAGAUACGCAAAAUGAACUUGGUCGUACGCCGCUUUGGAGAGCGUGCUACAAUGGCCAUCAUGAUAUUGUGAAGCUCCUGCUUGAAAGUGGCGCUGACAAAUCGAUUGCAAGCAACACUGGCGAGGAGCCUGGCAAGCACGGCAGUGCGGAGACCAAAGCUUUGAUCGCGGCAUGGGACCCUGAAGAGACGAUAAAGCUGAAGGCUUCGCGAGGAUUGGGCGCAUGGCGCAAGAAGACGGAAAAGGCUCCUGCUGCAAAGCCGGUGAUGGCCCUCAGCAAAUUGCAGGAGAGUCUCCAAAGCGGAGAAGAGCCUCUUUGGCCCUUGAAAGUCCGAUUGGUGGAGCUGCCUUUGGCGCUGUCUGCGGCCCACGACUUCGGCAAGGUACCUCUGGUGGUGGCCAACGGAGUGGAGGAGGUGGAACGGUAUUUGCUCUACUCCUGUGAAGGGUUGAUCGAUGGGAAGCAACUCAUCGGCGAAGUGUUCAUCAAGAAGAACAAAACCGUGGAAGAAGCCACAGACAUGCUUCGUGACCAGCUCCUGUCCGCCAUGGAGACCCACGGAAUUGGUCUUUCUCUCCACGUUCGUAUGGGCGAUGCUGCCUGUGAUUUGGGGCGCUUCUGUGUGGAGAAGGUCUUUCCGGCUGAAGUCUUUGGGGGGCCACGCAGGUGGAACAGUGAUGAGGUUCAGCGGCAGUUCCCGGAAGCUGGAAUUUCCCUUCAGCCAGAUUUUCGUUUGGUAGUGAGCACUCGCUUCAAUUUGGAAGAUUGCAGGAUGCAUUUGGCUGACAAGCUUCCUUACUUUGCAGAUAUGGCGAUCAUUGAAAUCGAUCCGGAUUCUAUUGGUUGA